CUAUAUUACCAAAGUCAAAGUGUAAAAGUUGACGUGAAAAUUAAUUCGUAAUAAUAGAAUAAGGAUAAUUUUUACCUCUCUCAAUAUGUCGAAUGUUUUAAUAAAUAUUUUAGCUGUGGAUAAGGAGCAAGAGUUACUUCAAAGUUUUAUACGAAUUGGAGUGACUGCAGAUGAAGAGUCUUUAGAGGAGUCUCCGCGCAAAACUGGUCGUACAAGGGCUUCUUCUCUGUCUCGUAAGGGUGAUUCUAACUACAAGCGCGCCUCGUCCAACGCUUUUUCAGGUGGUCGAGGCUUGGCUCGCAAUCAUAAGGCUGUGAAAUUUGCUGAUGAAGUUGAAAAGGGUAGUGCUGUUGGAACAUCUAGUCGUGGAAACCGGAUAGAGGCGGAAUUGCGUGCAGCACGAAGAAAAAUCGAAGAUCAGUUGUUGAAAAAGAAGCCCAAGGAAAAUUUUGUCGACUUUUAUACGGACAAAGAUCGAGCAGCAGCUGUUAGUGCUGGGACCUACGACAUUAAACAAAGUCUGCAGAUAAAACAAAAACAAGACCGCAAUGAAAUAAUGCAAAUACCUGACGAGGCAGACAUUAAUUCCAUCAUAGCAUUAGGAUUAAAGGAAAUUAAAAACGCAAAUCCAGAAAAUGCUUUACAUUUCUUUUCUCAGGCACUCGAACUCAACGCCAUUGAUAUUAAUGCGCUAGUUUCACGUAGUAAAUGUUACCUUUUGCUAGGAGAUCCAUCCAAGGCUUUAAAGGACGCGGAAACUGCGCUCGCCGAGGACAAAAAUAAUAUUCGCGCCAUCUACCAAAAGGCAGAAGCACUCUACUUUCUCGGUCAAUUCGAACAGAGCCUAAUGUUUUUCCAUCAAGGCUUGCGCACUCGUCCCGAAUUGUCUUCAUUUCGGUUAGGCGUUCAAAAGACACAAGAGGCUAUUGAAAAUACUAUAGGUAAAAGCUCGGCACGCAACAUGGCAGCUACGCGUAACGAGUUUUCGACCAAAUAUAAAGUACUCAAAAAAUCGCAAAUAAAUACUUCAAAACUAUCCAAUGUGGAGAUGGAUCGACGAAAUGCACGAAAACUGCUAGGCGAAUUGUGCGUUGACAAAGAGUACUUAGAGAAUCUACUGAAGCAUCCCGACUUAGUGCGUGCCGAUACAAACACCGAGAGUAUUUCAACUUACGCAAAAGAAGCCGUUGAUUUUCUAAAAAAGCGACAAGAAUUUUGGCGCCAACAGCGACCCUGUACUGCACUUCCAAAUUACAAAGAUACACCACAAGAGCCUUUACCAGUCUGGUUUUAGAAGACUAGUUUACGCAGAACAUCUUUGUAAUAUACAUAUGUGCAUACACACAUGGAGCAACUUUAUAAUUUUUGUAUACUUCAAAUUGGCUAUAAUGACUUAAUA
Molecule: messenger RNA, 1399 nt
Organism: Anastrepha obliqua
Lineage: Eukaryota; Metazoa; Arthropoda; Insecta; Diptera; Tephritidae
Product: outer dynein arm-docking complex subunit 4
Exons: 2
Coding region: 86-1294 (402 amino acids)
Cellular component (GO): cytoplasm
Molecular function (GO): protein binding
Source: RefSeq, a predicted model, not a curated record